AUGGGAAAUUUGAUCAACCUUCGUCAUCUGGAUAUUGCAAAUGUAGACUUAGAAGAGAUGGCUGUGGGAGUAAAAGAGCUUAAAAAUCUCCAAACAUUGUCAAAUUUUGUUGUGGGCAAAGACAGUAGUGGAGCUGAUAUAGUAGCCUUGAAUGACUUGAAAUUUCUUCGAGGGUCACUCCGGAUUUCCAAGUUGGGAAAUGUGGUUGAUGCUCUGCAAGCGAGGGAGGCCGAGUUAAUAGAUAAGAAGGAACUAGAUGCUUUGUCGCUGGAAUGGGAAUGUGAUGAUACAAGAAAUGAGAUAAAUAGACUCGAUGAAGAUGUUCUUGAGUCGCUGCAGCCUCACAAAAAAAUGGAAAAGUUAUCUAUAAUAGGCUACACUGGGACAAAAUUCCCAUCUUGGGUAGUAGAGUUUUCUUUCCAGAAUUUAGUUUUCCUAAGGCUAGAGGAUUGUAAGAAUUGCAUCUCCUUGGCACAACUUGGGCAGCUACGUUCUCUGAAACACCUUCUUGUUAAUGGGUUGGCUGGUAUGAAAAGGGUUGAUCUUGAGUUUCUUGGGGAUAUCUCUGUUGGAAAUUUACCCAGCCAUGUUUCUUCUUUGCAAAAGCUUGUGAUUCGUGAGUGUCCACAGUUAAUCGUAUCACUCCCGAAGAGAGUCUCUGUUUUGAAAAUUGAAAGGUGCAAAAAGGUGGAUUGUAGGUAUUUGGUUGACCUUAUAUCACUAAGCUCUGUGCGAUUAAGUGGGAUCGAAAACCUUACAUCCCUAAAAGAUCAGUGCAUGGAGCAAUUAAAGAGGACCAAAGAUUUGACAGUUCAGGGGUUUCAUUUUGGCUCUUCUAUCUGGGAUAUUCCGCAAUGGGUGUUUGAUAAAUGUCCCCAACGAACUUCAGCGGUGGCUGCUGGAGAAGAUGGGGAGCUCCUACAGUGGUUGAAUGGCAGUGAACUUGAAUUUUUGGAGUUACGUGGUUGUAUAAAUCUUACAAAACUGCCGAGAGUGAUUCGCAUUGACAAUUGCUAUGAUCUCACUUCUUUACCCGAUGCAAUGAUUUACAAAAGUACAUGUCUUGAAGAGAUGAAAAUUGAAAGCUGUCGUUCUCUGAAGUCCCUUGUAAGAGGCCAGCUACCUCCAACUCUAAAAAGGCUGGUGGUAGAUUCUUGCCCUGAGUUGAGGAGCUUGUCACCGGGUGGAAAUUUACCAGCCAGGCUUCAACACCUCGAGAUUGUUGACUGCUUUGAGUUGAAAUCAAUAGCUGGGAGGUUCGGCAAUAACACAUUCUUGAACGGAGGUUUGGCCACGGCCUGUCUAAAAAAACUCCAAAUGCACAGAUGUGAGAGACUAGAGGCCCUUCCUGGGAACAUUCACAAUCUCCUAUCACUUCAACAAUUAGAGAUAUUUAAUUGUCCAGGCAUCGUAUCCUUUCCAAAACAAGGCUUCCCCACCAACCUAAAAACAUUUCGGAUUUACAGUCCUGUGAUCUGUAAGGUACUGUUUGAAUGGGGCUUGCACAAAUUCGCCUCUCUUACAGAGCUCAAUAUUAAAGGUGGAUAUCCCAGUAUGAUGUCCUUUCCAGAAGAUGAGAUGGGAAUGAUACUGCCUACCUCUCUUGCCAAGCUACACAUUAGAGACUUUCCAAAGCUGGAAUACCUCUCCAUCAAGGGGUUUCAAAACCUCACUUCACUUGAAUAUCUGUCUCUCCAAGCUUGGCCCAGGCUUGCCUCUUUUCCAAGCAAUGGUCUGUCUCCCUCACUUUUGAAACUUUUUAUCAAGGAUUGUCCUCUACUUAAACAAAGAUGCCAAACGGGUAAAGGGCAAGAAUGGCUGAAAAUAGCCUACAUUCCUAGUGUUGGGAUAGAUGAAAGACCUGUCUUUGACCCAGAUGCUACAUAUAUACUUGUUCGUGCUAUAUCGGUGGCUAGUGACAAUGAAAAGGAAGAAACAUUAGUGACUACAAGGAAGGAGACGAUUAACAUAAUUAGCAAGAGACCUUUCGAAGGCAUCAUACUAGAACCUUGGUACAACUGA
Messenger RNA from Hevea brasiliensis (rubber tree), 2022 nucleotides. Its product is annotated as putative disease resistance protein At3g14460. The record is from RefSeq and is a predicted model, not a curated record. Lineage: Eukaryota; Viridiplantae; Streptophyta; Magnoliopsida; Malpighiales; Euphorbiaceae. The transcript is spliced from 5 exons. Bases 1 to 2022 code for a protein of 673 amino acids.